Molecule: messenger RNA, 351 nt
Organism: Pollicipes pollicipes
Lineage: Eukaryota; Metazoa; Arthropoda; Thecostraca; Pollicipedomorpha; Pollicipedidae
Product: longitudinals lacking protein-like
Exons: 2
Coding region: 1-351 (116 amino acids)
Biological process (GO): regulation of transcription by RNA polymerase II
Cellular component (GO): nucleus
Molecular function (GO): protein binding
Source: RefSeq, a predicted model, not a curated record
AUGGAUGGUCAGAAGUUCUGCCUCAAGUGGGAUGGGUUCCAGAGCAGUGUCACCUCUCUGUUUGACCACCUCCGACAAGAUGAGGAGCUGGUGGACAUCACCCUGUGCUGUGAGGGCCAGAAAAACAACCCGUGUCAGCAGAUGGUGUUCUUCCUGAAGGACACGUCGGCCGCCGACCUGCUGGCCAUCAUCGAGUUCAUGUACAAGGGCAGUGUGAACGUGGCCCAGAGCCAGCUGGCCAGCUUCAUCAAGACGGCGGAGAUGCUGCAGAUCCGCGGUCUCAGUGGGGAUGACGACAAGGUGGGAUAUGGCGAACGACAAACCAUAUCAGGCACCAGAGAUGCUACGUAA